AUGGCGGACGCGCCGUCUCCGUCGCCGACGGCGGCCGCCGAUGCGGAGCCGGGGUCCACGUCGACGCCGCUGCUGCUGCGGCGGGGCUCGUACGCGCGGUCCAUGUCGCACGCGCGCGACGAGCUCAGCAGCUUCCGCUCCGGCCUGCGGUGGAUGUGCGUCGACCACUCGGACGCCGGCGCCAGCCCCGCGGUCUCCUGGCUCGUCUUCGCCGCGCUCGGCGUGGCCGUCCCUGCCGCCGCGCACGCGGCCACGCCGCGGCGCGCCUACGACACGCAGAUCGUCCAGCUCGCCGGGUCCUUCCGCCUCCUCGCCUGCUUCGUGCUCCCCUGCUUCCUCGCCGACGCCGCGUACAAGGUCUUCUGGUACUGCGCAGCCCGCCCCUUCCCGCUCUGGUGGUCGGCCGCGGCGUGCGCGCUGGAGAUGGCGUCGUGGAUGUACCGCACCGCCAUGUUCUUCAUGGCCUGCGUGCUGUUCCGCACCAUCUGCUACCUGCAGAUCCUUCGCAUGACGGGGUUCGCGCGGGACUUCGGCCAGUGCGCCGACGUCGCCGCCGUGCUGAGGCAGCACCGGCGCAUACGCGUCCAGCUGCAGCGGAUCAGCCACCGCUACCGAAGGUUCAUACUGUACUCCCUCAUCCUCGUCACCGCCAGCCAGUUCACCGCGCUUCUCGCCGCCACCAGACCCCACGCGCAAGUGAACUUCGCCACCGCCGGCGAGCUCGCGCUCUGCUCCGUGAGCCUCGUCACGGGCCUGCUCGUCUGCCUCCACAGCGCGGCCAAGAUCACGCACAAGACGCAGGCGAUCACCAGCGUCGCCGCGGCGUGGCACGCCGACGCCACCAUCAACAGCCUGGACUGUGACCAGGAGAACCCCAGGACGCCCAGCAAGGCGUGCCUGCAGCAGCAGCACGCGCCCACGAGCCCCUUCCCGAUGGCGGGCGCGUCGUCCGGCGAAGAGUCCGACGACGACGAGUGGCGAAGCGAGGACAGCGUGGACACCUCAAGGUUCACGUCUUUCCACGCCACUAACGUCUCCUUCCAGAAGAGGCAGGCGCUAGUGACGUACUUGGAGAACAACCGGGCGGGGAUCACGGUGUUCGGUUUCGUCGUCGACCGGACAUGGCUGCACGCGCUGUUUAUGAUCGAGUUCUCGCUGGUGAUGUGGCUGCUAGGGAAGACGAUCGGCAUAUCUUGA
Miscanthus lutarioriparius is the source of this 1197-nucleotide messenger RNA. NCBI's taxonomy places the organism in Eukaryota, Viridiplantae, Streptophyta, Magnoliopsida, Poales, Poaceae. The record is from the annotation of a GenBank genome assembly.